Candidozyma pseudohaemuli is the source of this 495-nucleotide messenger RNA. RefSeq names its product centrin. Gene Ontology annotation, molecular function: calcium ion binding; microtubule binding. The coding region runs from base 1 to 495 and encodes 164 amino acids. Lineage: Eukaryota; Fungi; Ascomycota; Pichiomycetes; Serinales; Metschnikowiaceae. The record is from RefSeq and is a predicted model, not a curated record. Gene Ontology annotation, cellular component: mitotic spindle pole body; half bridge of spindle pole body. The transcript has 3 exons. Gene Ontology annotation, biological process: spindle pole body duplication.
AUGUCUUCAGGAACGAGCGGGACUGGUCAAAAGAUAGGCAUGAGUAACUUGAAGGCCGAAUUGCUCAAUGAGCAAAAGCAAGAAAUCAGAGAGGCGUUCUCGCUCUUCGAUAUGAACAACGACGGGUUACUAGAUUACCACGAAUUGAAAGUCGCUCUUCGGGCACUUGGCUUUGAUUUGCCCAAAAGAGAGGUCUUGGAUAUCAUUCGUGAAUACGAUACCGAAGACAGAAAUUUGAUCUCGUACGAAAACUUUUUUCAUGCUGUGGGUGAACGAAUUGUCAACAGGGACCCCAUGGAGGAGAUAAAAAGAGCUUUCAAGCUCUUUGAUGAAGAUAAUACGGGGAAAAUUAGCUUUAGAAAUUUGAAGAAGGUGGCCCGUGAACUAGGUGAGAAUCUUACGGAUGAAGAGCUUAGAGCGAUGAUCGACGAAUUCGACCUUGAUGAAGAUGGAGAGAUCAAUGAACAAGAGUUCAUCAGCAUUUGCACGGAGUAG